CUCGCCCUGACUGAUGCAGUCAAAAGACUCAAAACCUCAGAGCGAGUGCCGACCACCUAUUCGAACAAAACCUCUCCCCUUCAAUGCCGCCGCCGCGCGCAGCGCUUCGCCGCCUCCUUCCCACCACCGGUGUCCACCUCCUCAGGCGCCGCGCUCCGCCGCCUCCGCCGGUCGACGAGAGCCCCCUCCCUGACCCCUACGCUCUCCUCGUCCACGAUCCCAUCGACCUCAUCUCCUCCCUGUGGCGCCGCGCCUUCUCGCACCCGCUCCCCACCCUCUUCCCCAACCUCUCUGGCUACGCAUCCCGCCUCGACCUCUGGCUCCUCUCCUACCAGCGCGCCUGCGCCCACGCUACUGGCUCCUUCCCUCCGCGCCAAGCCGUCCCGCUCCCUACCCUCCACUCCCUCCUCCGCCUCCGCGCCGCCGCCCUCCGCCGCCACCCCGCCUUCCCCUGGGGUGCCUCCACCCACCUCCUCAUCCGCUCCCCAGCCGACACCCCUUCCACCGUGCCCGUCUCCCGCCGCAAGCUCGAUGCCCGCCUCGCCAACGCCCCGCCACCGUUCCAGGACCACGUCGUCCAGGAGCUCCUCCUCCUGCUCCUCGAACCCGUCUUCGAGCCCCGGUUCUCCCCCAAGUCCCACGCCUUCCGCCCUGGAAGAGGGCCCCACACCGCCAUUCGCUCUGUCCGCUCCGGCUUUGCCGCCUACCUCUGGUUCAUCACCGCCGACCUCACAGCCGUGGUUGACGCCCUAUCGUCCAACACAAUCCUGUCAUGUGUGGAGAAGACUGUCUCUGACCGCAAGGUGCUGUCAUUGCUAAAGUCAGCGCUAAACACUCCAAUCCGGCCCGGGUCUGUGCCACCAAGGGAGAAGGAUCUCGAUGGGCUAACCAAAAAGAGGCUGAAAAGGAAGGUGCUUAGGAAGAGCAGGAAGAAGAAGGUGCUUAAUGAGGAUGAGCCGAAGCCUGACCCAUAUUGGCUGAGGCUGUUCUUUGGGUUUGCCCCGGACCAGGCCUGUCAUGUGCCGGAAUAUGGGCAUUGUGGGAUACUUAGUCCUUUGCUCGCUAAUGUGUGCCUUAACGAGUUGGAUUGGUGGAUGGAGGAGAGGAUUGGCGAGUAUUUCCGCCCGUCAAGGCAUGAUUCUAUUUGGAAGGAGGCGGGUGAUGUGGGAUGUCAUAAUCCAUCUUGGCCUGAGUUUGUACCGUCAAGUGGGAAGGAGAAGACAAGGAAGAUGGAUUUCCUUAGAUUUGGCUCUCAUGUCUUGAUUGGGGUCAGGGGACCAAGGGAGGAUUCAGUUGAGAUAAGGAAGCAACUGAUGGAAUUUUGUGAGAGUACAUUUGGUUUGAGGCCAGAGAAUUCCUCGGUGGAGAUUGAACACAUCACAAGGGGGGUUGAGUUCUUGGAUCAUGUAAUUACACGCCGUGUCAUCUACCCAACCUUGCGAUAUACUGCCAGUGGAGGGAGCAUUGUGAAUGAGAAGGGUGUUGGAACAUUGUUAUCUGUCACAGCAAGCUUGCAGAAGUGCAUAAGGCAUUUCAGGAAGCUUGAGCUUGUAAAGGGGGAUAGGGAUCCUGAGCCAUUGCCGUGUUCUCCAAUGCUGUACUCUGGGCAGGCGCACACUAAUUCUCAGAUGAACAAAUUUCUUGAGACCAUGGCUGAUUGGUAUAGGUAUGCAGACAACCGGAAAAAGAUUGUAGGGUUCUGCGCAUACGUUAUACGAAGCUCUUUGGCAAAGCUUUAUGCAGCAAGAUAUAGACUCAAGUCUCGUGCUAAGGUUUACAAGAUUGCAUCACGUGAUCUCAGCCGCCCAUUGAGAGAGAGCACAAGGAAUGAUGCACCAGAGUACUCUGAUCUCUUGAGAAUGGGAGUUGUUGAUAUUAUUGAGGGUGUACAAUUUGCACGCAUGUCAUCAAUUCCAUCAUGCGACUAUACACCUUUCCCUAGAAAUUGGGUACCUCACCAUGAGCUUGUAUUGCAUGAGUAUAUCAAACUGCAAGAUCCGAAGUUCUUUUGUGGACUUCACAAGACAAUCAAACGAAGAGAGAUAAGUUCACCACAGGAUGAUGUAUCGAGGAUGGUGUGGCAUUAUAAGGUUCAUGGUGUUUAUGAUGAUACGAGGUCCUCAAAGAAACUAAAUGAAUGGAGGAGUAAUGAUGAGGCUGCCAGUGGGAACACAUAAGUUCUAUUGGAUAAGUAAUCCUAAAUUCGAAAUCGUUUGUACAAAUACUGACGGGUGAUAUAUUGCCGUUAACACAUCAGCAGAUGGCCUGGUUUCAAGCAAAAGAACUUGUUGGGCAAAUAGUCCCAGGCUCCUAUUGUUCAUGGAGAAUACUCAUGGAGAAUCUUAUAAAUUUUUGGAAUGUGCGGGAGGACAUGUUUGAACAUGCAUAUAAUACUUCACCUGAUGUCAAGGGUCACUGCCAUGGGCAAGAGGAGACUGACACAUUAUAUUAGAGUUCUUGCUUGCUGGACUGAUACAAUCUUUUUCUGUUACUAUGAUGGAUUAUUGUGGAAAGUACUCUCAUCAGGUAUGAGCAUACUCUCAUUCUUAUUUUGCACAUCAUAGGAUCAUCAACGCUGGAGACCUGGAGGCUGGAGUACAUUAUUGUAAAAUUUCAUAAUCUUCCAUUUGUGCUUUCUGGUUGUUACACUGGUGCAAAAAGUUGACUUUCAGGUAUUGCAUCGGCAUCCUAAGUGUCUUAUCUUCAAAUAAGAUGGUCACUUAGAAACUAAACUCCAUGUCUGCUGUCCAUGUUUCCGCACUUACAUUCUCAUUUCAGGAUGUGCGGUAUCAUGUUUUCCAGCAGACUUAUUAUGUAAACAAGAUCUUGGUUAGAAGUUGAGAAGCAUAUGACCGGACCCUUAUGUCGGGUAACAUCUGUAUUUGAUGGCCCCUUGCAUUUAUUCAGAUCAAAGGAUUUUGUCUCUGCUCAAUCUCUCACCUGUCCAGAUAACGACCUUACUCAUAAGCUCUACACUAGUAUGCUGCUACUAUUCAUUUUCCCAAAUCCCAGUGUUGUGUUGCUGGUGCCGUUCUGUCCCUUUCAAGAGCCGUAGUGUGAAUAAUACAUAAAGUUGCAUUUGUUCUGACGAAUAUAAAUAUUAUUCGCUAUGUUAGAAAAAGUUGCUCCUCACCUCAUCUCUCGUCCUUUUGAUGACAGCACUUGAUUCCCCAGUUUGGUCUACUGGGAUAUGAUACGAUCAUGAUAUCCUCUGCAGCCAGAUCACCGAUAUGAAUCAGUGAAAGAUUUGAAAGGUAAUCUUCAACAGCUUUUUUUUGGGUAGCACUUACUGUGGACCAGAAAACUGGAUUACCGAAUUACUAUUGUCUUUGAGGAGUCGGUCAAGUGAGACCCGAAUCUGGGUGGGUGGAUGGGAUCAGAGAUGCGUUGUGUCCACUUCCGCACGCUCGGAGUACUUGUCGUACCGUGUUGGCCACAAAGAAUUCCUGGUUCUACCCGUGUACAGAGCUGUAUAGAGCUGAAACAUUCAAGCCAUCGAUCAGACAAUUUGAUUGUGUUUUCGCCAGGUCCGUCAAGAUGUGUGUAAACGGUCGAAUCAAGUCUUCAGCGGUUCUUGAAAUAGAGAAAUUGACCAGGCAGUUGAGCUGGUGAAGUAGUACUAGUAUUUAUACACUUCCAUGUCCUGUUUGACGUUAAAGUGUCGCUUCCGAUUUAGUCAAGUAAAUAAAAAUAAAUGUGCCACGUUUCCGUC
Messenger RNA from Brachypodium distachyon (stiff brome), 3712 nucleotides. RefSeq names its product nuclear intron maturase 1, mitochondrial. Gene Ontology annotation, biological process: mRNA processing. The transcript has 2 exons. The coding region runs from base 84 to 2177 and encodes 697 amino acids. NCBI's taxonomy places the organism in Eukaryota, Viridiplantae, Streptophyta, Magnoliopsida, Poales, Poaceae. The record is from RefSeq and is a predicted model, not a curated record.